GGUAACGGUCCGGCGGCCCUCCUCCUGAGUUACCUACUGCAUGGCCAUCUUCCAGUUUAUGCGGGCGGACACCAUGAUUCCGUUUUGGACUCCAAGCUGUGUGACAAGCCGGAUUUGCGCUGCCUGACGCCGGACCUCUACGCGCAUUUCCACUCCUCCCUCCGCUAUUCGACCCAGGCGCUCCCGAUCAACACCUUGUUGGAUACGCUAAUCCGACCGAAUGCCGACACGACGAUUGAUUCGAGAACAUGUGUGGAUUGGAUAUUUCGGCCGGAUGUCGCCGUCACGCACGCGAUCUUAGGGAACGCACCGGCUCCUGGGGGGCAGUGGACGGAGGAUCCCGUCUCCGCCAGUGCCUCGAUCGGGACACUGAGUUACGCGGAGAUGUUGUCGCUUCCUGGAUACUCCUUCGCAGACCAUCACCAGCGUGUCCACGGCGAACCACUUCCUGAUUUCCUUAGACCAUCAAGGGAAGAAGUCGCGUCGUACUUCGCAGCAUACCCCUCCGCGGUCGGCAUAUCUGACGUCAUUCAUAACAACUGCUAUGUCGAGAGGAUAUCUCGUACCAAGGAUGGGUUCUUCAUCGAGCCGCAGCGAUUGCAGUGCAAGCACCUGGUGCUCGCGACGGGCAUAUUUUCGAUCAACAUCCCUCCUCCUGCAGUCCUCCGGCCAUUGGCACCCCUCCACUCCGACUCCAAGCCACUUCUUGUCGUUGGAUCCGGUUUCUCGGCCGCCGAUGUUAUCAUCUCUGCCCCACCGUCUCAGAAGAUCAUCCACCUCUAUAACUGGGCUCCGGAGGAGCGACCUUCGCCACUACGAGGAUGUCAUCCGCAAGCAUAUCCGGAGUAUGCUAUGGUGUACAGGCAGAUGAAACAGGCCGCCGCGGAGGACGAAAGGCAUGCCUCGACACCGGGAGUUAAGAGAAAGGUCAAUCCGUUCGCCGCGAACCGCGACUGGGCCGACGUAUACGAGGGUCUUCCGAAUGCCGAGAUCGUUUCCGUUCAUCAGAGCGACGCUGAACGAGAUCACGAUGUGGCGCACGUUCAAAUUCGGACAUGCAAGGGACAGAUCAAAGAAUUCGUGAUCGGCAGUUUCGCGUAUGUCGUUGGACGGCGCGGCACAUUGGAUUACCUUCACGAGGAUUUGCGGGGAGAAGUCUUGAAAGACCUUCGCGUCAAUGACAGUUCUCUGAUUUCCGGACGCACUCUACGACCCAAAUUCGAAGAAAACAACUUCGAAGUGACCCAGGAUGUUUUCGUUAUUGGUAGCCUUGCCGGCGAUAGUUUGAUUCGACAUGCGUACGGGAGCUGCGUGUUUGUUGGGGGUAAGAUCAUGAGUGGCAACACACGCCGAUGUUGCGAGAGCAAUGGGGACGAGAGGGAGAGGGCCACGCCGAGUCCUUCAUCGACGUCGUCAACGGAGAGACUACCACGGGUUAGAGGUGGCAUGGCGCAUAAUGACUUGCAUAUAGAUAGACGGCAGUUCGUUAGAGGCGAGACCUAG
Eremomyces bilateralis CBS 781.70 is the source of this 1503-nucleotide messenger RNA. RefSeq lists its product as uncharacterized. The transcript has a single exon. The annotation marks the transcript as partial. Lineage: Eukaryota; Fungi; Ascomycota; Dothideomycetes; Eremomycetales; Eremomycetaceae. The record is from RefSeq and is a predicted model, not a curated record.